This is a messenger RNA of Argentina anserina (silverweed cinquefoil), 3240 nucleotides long. RefSeq names its product protein ALP1-like. Bases 1934 to 2815 code for a protein of 293 amino acids. The transcript has 8 exons. Lineage: Eukaryota; Viridiplantae; Streptophyta; Magnoliopsida; Rosales; Rosaceae. The record is from RefSeq and is a predicted model, not a curated record.
UUGGAUUAGGGAGUGAAACAUAUUAGUCCGAAACCUGUGUUUGGAAACACGCGGGAUUAAGCCUUAAUGAACUUAGCUAAUCCGCGCGUCUCUUAAUUUCGGGAUUACAGAGAGGCCCCGAUUUUGGGCGGACUCUCUAACACAUUUCGCCCUAAUCUCACGUCGCCUCCUCAGUCACUCUCACCUCGCCUCCUCAUUCUCUCCUCGCCAUUGCCUCAUCUCCUCCUCAGUCUAGAUUGCCCUCACCUUGCCUAGGCUCGCCUCGCCUCCUCACUCGGGAUCCGGCUUGCUUCGCCUCCUCACUCGGGAUUCGGCUUGCUUCGCCUCCUCACUCGGGAUUCGGCUUGCUUCGCCUCCUCACUCUGGAUCCUCCUCGCCUCACCUCCUCACUCUGGAUCACUCUCACGUCGUCUAGAUCAUUUUUCUCACCAGAUCCCCGAGCACUUGUGGUCCUUCAUCCUGUGCAUCGUCGUCCGAUCCAGUUGCUUGGUACCAUCGUUGACUCAUCUCCGGUGUUACCACCAAUCUCAGCAGCAGCAGAAAGAAGGCACAAAACAAAAACAGAGGGAUUUUGUGCAUUUCAGACAAAGACAAGAAGCUAAGAAGAUAAUGGAUCGAAGACAAAUUUUGUUGCUCUUAUUGGUGGAGUUGUGGCACCUACAAACCAUGUGUGCUUGCACUAUGCUUGUGCAAAUGUUGUUUAAUUUGAGGAGAAGGCAUGCUUAAACACAUGCCUUAAAUAAUCGUUCAUUGAUAAGACAUCAAACACGUUUGACUUAUUUAGAUAGUAUCAUAGGUAAUAGUGACAGUGAGUGUGUAAACGAAUUGAGAAUGGAUAGAAGGUGUUUUGGUCUAUUGUGUGAAUUGUUGCGCACAGAUGGGAGGAUUAAAAAUGAUGGUUUGGUGUCAGUGGAAGAGCAAGUGUGUUGUUUUGUACAUACACUUGCCCAUCAUGUGAAAAAUCGUACGAUUAGAGGUAGAUUUUAUAGAUCUGGAGAGACAGUUAGUAGGUACUUCAAUUCAGUGUUACAAGGUGUCUUACGAUUGCAAGAGAGUUUGUUGAGGGUACCCGAUCCGGUUCUUGCUGAAUGCACAGAUCCUCGAUGGAAGUGUUUUAAGAAUUGCUUGGGGGCACUAGAUGGGACUUAUAUUAGAGUACGUGUGCCUGCAAAUGACAAGCCAAGAUAUCGAACAAGAAAGGGUGAAGUUGCUACAAAUGUGUUGGCUGUUUGUUCUCGUGAUUUGCAAUUCAUAUUUGUUUUACCGGGUUGGGAGGGGUCGGCAUCUGACUCUAGGGUUCUUCAUGAUGCAGUCACUAGGCCUAAUGGAUUAAGAGUUCCCACCGGUUAUUAUUACCUUGUAGAUGGUGGUUAUACGAAUGGUGAGGGAUUUCUUGCACCAUAUAGAGGAACAAGGUAUCAUUUAUCAGAAUGGGAUGGUGGAAAUUUGCCUAGGGAUCAUGUGGAAUACUUUAACAUGAAGCAUUCAAAGGCAAGAAAUGUGAUAGAACGUUGUUUUGGAAUGCUGAAAGGAAGAUGGGCAAUACUAAGAAGUCAUUCAUUUUAUCCAAUAAAGACACAAUGUCGUAUAAUUACAGCUUGUUGUCUUUUACACAAUUUGAUUAGGAGAGAAAUGUCUGUGGACCCACUGGAGAAUGCAGUAUUUCCUAUUGAGACGCAAAACGGGGAAGAUGUCAAUAUAAUUGACAACGUUGAGUCCUCUGAUCAGUGGACUGCAUGGAGGAAUGAAAUAGCUUUAAGUAUGUAUAAUCAGUGGACAAGAAGAAGGGUUGCUAGGGCCCUUGCAAGAGCUGCUGAAGUUGAAGAAAAUAGAACAAGGAAUAGAAGAGCUGCAAUGGAUGACAGAGCUGCUAGGGAAGCAAGGGAUUAGAUUGUAGCAAGAGCUGUUGUUGUGUCUAUGACAUUGUAGAACUAUGGAAGGUGGUGGUGAAAACUCUGAACACCAAAAAAGGCGCAAAUGGACCAGCUUUGAAGAGGAAUCUUUGUUGAACAUACUUGAUGCAAUUAUUGCUGGUGGACAACGUUGUGAUACGGGAACGUUCAAAUCUGGUACAAUGAUGAAAAUAGAGCAUGCUCUUAAUGAUUUAUGUCCUAAUUCCAAUUUGAAGGUUAGUCCACACAUAGAAUCAAAGUUGAAGAAACUUAAGAAGGAUUAUAGCAUCAUCUAUGACAUGAUAAACAAGAGUGGAUUUGCAUGGAAUGAUGUUAAAAAGUGUGUGGAAGUUGAUAGUAAUGAAGUGUGGGAGACUUAUGUGAAGAACAACAAAAAUGCAGCAGGUUGGAGAAACAAAUCGUAUCCCUUGUUUGAGAGACUAGCCAACAUCUUUGGGAAGGAUCGUGCAAAUGGUAGUGCAGCUGAAGUCCCUGCUGAAAUGGUGGAGGAUCAUAGCAACAAUGGUGAUGGUGUAGAUCUUGAUAAUGACACAAGUCCCAUGUCAAUAAACAAGGAAUGUAGCCAGCAGUCCCAAGUCAGUAAAAAAAAGAGGAAAAGGAAUGAUGAGGAUCGAGUCAUGCUUGCAUUGGAUAAUUUGUUUGCUGAAUCUGGAAAAAGAAUGCAAAUGGUUACAGAUGCCAUAAUGAAAGGUAAUGAAGACCGACAUGAUAUUGCUAAGGAACUUGAGGAUAUGGGACUUUCUAUUGAUGACCAAAUUAAAGCCGUGGAAUAUAUCUUAGAGAAGCAACAACGUAUUUCUGCGUUCAUUUCCUUGCGUGGUGAAGCGAGGAAAAGAUAUGUUGACAAAAUGCUUGCUAAUGUUGAUGUUGCUGCUGCAAGGACUGAUUUUAGAUGCACUUAGUUUCUGACUGUACACAUUUUGGGGGACAAACCACCGAAACAAGUUAGUUGAGCUCCUUUUGUAUUGUUAGAUAAGCAUUCAUGUCUUUUAACUUGCUUGACAUGUAAAAAUGCUAAAUGAGAAUUCAACUUUUAGUGGUGGACUUGUAUUACAGGUGUGUUGUCUGCUUCGUUGUCAACAGCUUCAAUUGCUAUUACUUCCACUGAUUUAUUCUUGUCAUCUUCAAUAACUUCUGUCUUCUCUGGUUCAUUCUCAGCUACUGCUUCACUAGUGUGUGCCUCCUCUGCUUCUUCAUUUUCAAUUGCUUCAAUAGUUUGUGUCUUUUCCACCUCCUUCUCAACUGCUUCAAUUGCUAUUUUCUCCUCUUCAACUGCUUUAACUGAUGGUUUCUCCCCCUCUGGCACAUUUGCAACCGGUUCAGUUGG